AUGGAUUCCGUCAAGCUUCAAACGGCUCCUCCCUCUCUCCACACCAAAAUGCUACCUCAUCACCUCCACCACAUUCCCUUACCUCCUCGCAACUUCCGGUCAAAACCGGUUAUCGGAAUCACCACCACUCGAUCUCGGCCCCACGUGUCACCAGUGGCUGUUCUUUUCCGUGAGGAAACCUCUCUGGCUCCUCUUGAUUCUCCUUCUCCUCCUCUGCCACGUCUCAAAGUCUCUCCGAGCUCUCUGCAGUACCCGCCCGGUUACCUCGGCGCGGUUCCGGAUCCCACGAGCGGCGACAACGAUAGCGGAAGCAUCGUGGAGGCUAUGGAGUAUCUGACGAGUAUACUUUCCACUAAGGUUUAUGACGUGGCGAUUGAGUCGCCACUUCACUUGGCUAAGAAGCUGUCGCAGAGGCUUGGUGUUCGUAUCCUUCUCAAAAGAGAAGACUUGCAACCUGUUAAGUCGUUUAAGCUUCGUGGAGCUUACAACAUGAUGGUGAAGCUUACAGCAGAGCAAUUAGCAAAAGGGGUGAUCUGUUCCUCAGCUGGAAACCAUGCUCAAGGAGUUGCUAUGUCUGCUGCUAAGCUCGGCUGCACUGCUGUGAUUGUUAUGCCUCGUACAACCCCUGAAAUCAAGUGGCAAUCUGUGGAGGACUUGGGUGCUACAGUUGUUCUUAUUGGAGAUUCAUAUGAUGAGGCGCAAGCAUUUGCUAAGCAACGAGCUGAAGAAGAAGGUUUGACGUUUAUACCUCCUUUUGAUCACCCGGACGUUAUUGUUGGACAAGGGACUGUUGGUAUGGAGAUCACACGGCAAGCUAAAGGUCCGUUACAUGCUAUCUUUGUCCCCAUUGGUGGUGGUGGUUUGAUAGCUGGUAUUGCUGCUUAUGUGAAGAGAGUUUGUCCUGAGGUGAAGAUCAUUGGUGUAGAGCCAGCUGAUGCAAAUACAAUGGCGUUGUCAUUGCAUCAUGGUGAGAGAGUGAUACUAGACCAGGUUGGGGGUUUUGCAGAUGGAGUAGCAGUUAAAGAAGUUGGUGAAGAGACUUUUCGUAUAUGCCAACAGCUGGUGGAUGGUGUUGUUCUCGUCACUCGUGAUGCUAUUUGUGCAUCAAUAAAGGAUAUGUUUGAGGAGCAAAGGAACAUAUUAGAACCAGCAGGUGCUCUUGCCCUCGCUGGAGCUGAAGCAUACUGUAAAUACUAUGGCUUAAAGGACGUGAAUGUUGUAGCCAUAACCAGUGGCGCAAACAUGAACUUUGAUAAGCUGAGGAUUGUGACAGAACUCGCCAAUGUCGGUAGGCAACAGGAGGCUGUUCUUGCUACUCUCUUGCCGGAAAAGCCUGGAAGCUUUAAGCAGUUCUGUGAGUUGAUUGGACCAAUGAACAUAACUGAGUUCAAGUAUAGAUGUGGCUCUGAAAAGGAAGCUGUUGUACUAUACAGUGUUGGAGUGCACACAGCUGGAGAGCUCAAAGCACUGGAGAAGAGAAUGGAAUCUUCUCAACUCAGAACUAAGAACCUCACAACCAGUGACUUAGUAAAAGAUCACCUGCGUUACUUGAUGGGUGGAAGAUCAAGUGUUGAAGAAGAGGUUCUAUGCCAAUUCACUUUCCCUGAGAGACCUGGUGCUCUGAUGAACUUCUUGGACUCUUUCAGUCCACGUUGGAACAUUAGUCUUUUCCAUUACCGUGCAGAGGGUGGAGCAGGCGCGAAUGUGCUGGUGGGGAUCCAAGUCUCUGAGCAAGAAAUGGAGGAAUUUCGAAACAGAGCUCAAGUUCUUGGAUACGAGUACGUCUUGGUAAGUGAAGACGCUAUCUUCAACCUUUUAAUGCACUGA
Eruca vesicaria subsp. sativa (arugula) is the source of this 1827-nucleotide messenger RNA. The record is from the annotation of a GenBank genome assembly. NCBI's taxonomy places the organism in Eukaryota, Viridiplantae, Streptophyta, Magnoliopsida, Brassicales, Brassicaceae.